AUGGCUCAGGUGGAGGCUGUCAGCUUUGGCAGCGAAUUGAAGGUCGGCCUCGGCAUAGGAUGGCUCUCGGAGAUCCAAGAGUUCUAUCAAGAACGCUCUGCUAUCGAGAAGGAGUACAGCCAGAAGUUAACCGCUCUAGCGAAGAAGUACUACGACAGAAAGUCCAAGAAGUCCAGCAAUCUGAGCGUGGGUGACAAUCCCGCUCUUACCCCAGGCUCACUGGAGGCUGCCUCCCUUACAACGUGGACAACACAGCUCUCGACUCUAGAGGCUCGUGCCAAUGAACAUGGCAAGUUCGCGCAGGACUUGCUCAGCCAAGUCUCAACGCCCUUAGAAUACAAUGCGAGGAAACUCGACGAGUUGAGGAAGAGUCACGGAGAGUAUCAGAACAAACUCGUAAAAGAGCGAGACUCCUCCUAUGGCGAUCUCAAGAAGUUAAAAGGAAAAUACGACGCUGUCUGUCAAGAGGUGGAGAACCGAAGAAAGAAGACCGAAUCCUCCUUUGACAAAAGCAAAGCUCAGAAUUCGUACAAUCAGCAAUUGAUGGAGAUGCACAACAUCAAAAAUACAUAUCUGAUCGGCAUCAAUGUCACCAACAAAUUAAAAGAGUGCUACUAUCAUGAAUAUGUUCCCGAACUUCUCGAUUCGCUACAGGACCUCAAUGAGACCCGAGUUUCCAAGUUGAACAACAUCUGGCUGGUCGCAUCCACCCUUGAAGCCAAUACCCUGAAGAGAAGUUCCGACCACAUCGCACAUCUAUCUGCCGAGAUCCCUCGAAAUAUCCCUGCUUUAGAUAGCAAUAUGUUUGUUCAGCAUAACGCUGUCCAAUGGCAGGAACCUUCCAAUUUGGUAUUCGAACCUUCCCCCGUCUGGUUGGAUGCCGACAAUAUGAUGACCGAUGAGACUUCCAAGAUUUUCUUGCGCAACAUUCUCCAAAAGAGCAAGCCCAUGAUUAACCAAUUGAAGAUGGAUGCAACCGCCAAACGACGCGAGCUAGAAAACGUGAAAAAGGUGCGGCAAAAUAUCCGAGAAGGUAAAGACAGACGGGAUGAAGUGGAUUGCGUACGGUCUCAAUUCGCCGUACAAGAAGAGGUACACGCGAUUGACAGGAGACGCUUGACAGCCGAGGUUGAGACCUCCACGAUUUUAGCAGUAGUCGGCGAUCUCAGCAUGUAUGGCAAGAGUCAUACAUUCAAGUCAGAGACUUUUAAGAUCCCUACGAAUUGUGAUCUUUGCGGAGAUCGCAUAUGGGGUCUCAGUGCAAAAGGGUUUAUUUGCACAGACUGUGGAUUUACCUGCCAUAGUAAAUGCCAGAUGAAAGUACCUGCUGAUUGUCCAGGAGAACAGACCAAGGAGGAAAGAAAGAAGUUGAAAGCUGAGAGACAGGCCACUGCUACUGCUGCUGUGGAGGCUCCUGCUUCGAACGGGGUGAGCUCCCCUCCACAACUUACCAGACAAGACACAAUGAACAGCCUGUCGUCCGGCUAUGCUGCAAGCGCCACACGCUCCCUCUCAGGAAACUUUCCCAGAUCCAUGACUCAAGAUGACACAACGCCGACCAACAGCUCUCCACUGACUUCGGCUCCAUCGAAUGCCAGCUCUACCCCUGCCGCUGCCGCUUCGGCGAGAAGAAACCGCAUUGUGGCUCCUCCUCCCGCCGCCUAUGUAGGCGGGACUUCACAGCCAGCUUCUAACGGUGAUGGCCAGCCUAGAGCUAAGAUGUUGUAUCCAUAUGAGGCGCGCGACUCCGGCGAGGUAACACUUCCGGAGGGGACAGAGGUCAAGAUCCUUGAGCCUGACGACCAGGGUUGGACGAAGGUCAAUGCAGGUUUCGGCAAGGAAGGCCUCGUACCGAGCGCAUAUCUUGAAGAAUUAUCUACAGCAGUCAGUACACCGGCGGGCGAGCGUCCACCGUCAUUGUAUUCGAACUCCAGUGCAUCCUUGGCAUCUUCAAGUAUGGCGGCUGCGAAGAAGAAACAAGGACCUGCGGUUGCCCCCAGGCGAGGAGCAAAGAAAGUCAAAUAUGCCGAAGCCCUAUACGACUACACUGCUCAAAGUGACGUCGAGUUUGACAUGGUGGAAGGUGAGAAAUUCAUUCUGAUCAGCAUGGGCACUGGGGAUGGCUGGGCAGAUGUGGAAAAGAAUGGAGAAACGAGAAGUGUGCCAGCAAAUUAUAUACAGGAAGUUUAG
Molecule: messenger RNA, 2190 nt
Organism: Exophiala aquamarina CBS 119918
Lineage: Eukaryota; Fungi; Ascomycota; Eurotiomycetes; Chaetothyriales; Herpotrichiellaceae
Exons: 3
Coding region: 1-2190 (729 amino acids)
Biological process (GO): regulation of actin filament polymerization
Molecular function (GO): protein binding
Source: RefSeq, a predicted model, not a curated record